AUGCAGGCUUUGAAAGGACAAGCCGAGCUUGUGCGCAAGGCGAAGCUUGCUCGCUCGUAUCAGGAGCUUCUCGACGAAUUCGCGAGCCAUGACCUCAAAUCCGUUGGCAACUACGCUCUUGGGAGACUGAUCGGAAAGGGAUCUUUCGGGAAAGUCUACCUGGCGUCGCAUAAACUGACCAAUGGCUCCAAGGUCGUUCUCAAGUCUGCCAACAAGGGCGACUCGAACCUUGCACGAGAAAUUCACCACCACCGACAGUUCAUACAUCCACAUAUAGCAAGAUUAUACGAAGUUAUUGUCACUGAAAACAUGGUCUGGAUGGUACUGGAGUACUGUUCUGGCGAUGAACUCUACAAUCACCUACUCGAGCACGGCCCGCUCCCUGUUCCGAAAGUGCAAAAGAUUUUUACGCAACUCGUCGGCGCAGUUAGCUACGUUCACAAUCAGUCAUGUGUCCAUCGAGACCUCAAGCUUGAGAACAUCCUCUUCGACAAACACGAAAACGUAAAACUGGUCGACUUCGGUUUUACAAGGGAGUACGAGGGGAGGACGAACCAUCUACAGACAUUUUGCGGCACCAUCUGCUAUUCUGCGCCCGAGAUGCUCAAGGGCGAAAAGUACGCUGGUGAAAAGGUUGAUGUUUGGAGUUUAGGCAUCAUCCUUUAUGCGCUGCUUUGUGGUGAACUUCCCUUCGAUGACGAUGACGAUAAUGUCACCCGAACCAAGAUUCUGAGCGACGAUCCCAAGUUUCCCGAUAAUAUGCCCCCAGAGGCCAUUCCUUUGAUCAAGGCAUUACUAUCCAAACGGCCAUUGUUACGUCCAUCGUUGCCCGAGAUUCUCUCGAAUUCAUUCUUGGCGGAGCAUGCCCCGACACAGAGAGCCAUUCUAGAUGUUCAGCAACCGCCCCCCUUCUCGACACCGUUGGAGAAGGAUUGCUUACAGAGAAUGCGAAGUUCUGGGGUCAACAUUGAUGGAGUGAUUGAAAGCGUCUUGGCACAGAAGUGUGAUGCUUUAGCUGGUUGGUGGGCUCUGUUAUUGGAAAAGGAACAACGCAAGAUGCAGCGCAGGGAGAAAAAGAGAAGAGAAAGAGAGAUCGACAGCCGCAGCAUUCGACGACUAUCCGCGGCAUCUAGUCGGCUAGAAAGAAUGGCUCCAAUCCUGCACGAAGUUGACGAGGCGAACGGCACCGGGCGACACUUGAGACUUGAACCCUCAAACUCCCGGAACAGGGGGAGGAGCGAGCGACGAAGUGCUCAUUAUGUCGACUAUAUUGUGACAGACCUUCCACAGCUCCCAGAAGUCGGCAGGGAUUCGGGAGGAAUGAAUGAAGAUGGCGAUCGUCCUCCACCACCUGUUGACAAAGACUCGAUAAGAUCCGUAUCGACAUCUCGCCAGCGCAGGCCUAUUCCACCACCUAAGGAGGGUUUGAUACGUAGUGCUCGGUCUCGAGGUUCUACCCUUCACCUAGUCACAACUUCAGACGCACUGGCUUCGAAUGCUAGUGACGAGCAUCAUCAGCAGAACGGCCAUGAGAGACCACGAAGGAGACCUAGUCAGCCGCUGAUAUCCCACUGGAAGAAUAUGACACAUUGGCUUGUCGAAAGUGCGACAAGGAGGAGACGUGGCCACGCCAGACGAACCAGCCAGAGCACCCCUGACCUACACAAAAAGGAGGGGAGCACAGCCAGCAGUAAAGAUGGAAGUUCGCGGCCACAAACAAGCAAGUAUCCUAACGCAACCUCACCAGGAACACAACCAACUGCUUCACUGCCGAAGGGGGUCGUGGCUAACGGCCAGAAGACCUAUCAGGCUGGGAGCAGUACCCAGCGAACGGCAUCGGGAAGUCUAGCGUCACCAACAAUCCCGCCACCUCGGCUCGCGACAUCGUACAAACGACAGUCGUUGUCCCCUUCUCCUCUUACGCCUAGAUCGACUGUCAGGCGGUCCUCAGCUGGGCUUCGCGGACGAAAGUCAACAUCAUCCUCGGUAUCCUCUGUUCGAUCCAUCCAUCACCACCAUCACUCGCAUUCCAAGGCGUCGUCUACGAGCUCCGCUGCUUCAUUCUCUACUUCGAUGUCCAAGACACCACUCCAGCGAGGGCAUUCGCCACACCACUCUGUCAAGGUGCUUCCAGCAACACCAACAUCACAUGCCUUCCCAUCCAAUAUUCGUCUCGUCCGAGCCACUCCGCCGACCCUGAAUAUGUUCAAUGAAGGCAUGCCAUCCGAAGGUCCCCCACAAGCUCCUGGUUCGCCUAACCCUUUUGCAUCAGGGAUCAUGUUUGCCAAGCGGAAACGCAAUUUGUUCAAGGGCCCGACACUAAACAAUUUUGGUGGACCCUCUCAGAGCCAACGAAGCAGUGGCUCCGGUUCGCAUUCCCGCAGCGCUAGUGCCUCUGGACUGGGACGCCGAUCUGGAGAAAUCACGAUUCAAGAAGAAGACGAGGGGUCAGAAGACGACGACGACGAUGUCGAAGAAGUUGACGUUUUUAGCCCAGUAAUAGGUGGACCGGGGGAGCGGAUUGAGGAGCAGAUCUUUGAAGAGAAUGAGCCUCAGCCGAGCCUAGAACCAGCGCCGACCAUCAUUCAAAAUAAGUCAGAAGGCCUGCCCACGACCAGUGCGGGCAAGGCGCCUGCGACUUGA
This is a messenger RNA of Fusarium fujikuroi IMI 58289, 2643 nucleotides long. Its product is annotated as related to ser/thr protein kinases. The transcript is spliced from 5 exons. Gene Ontology annotation, molecular function: protein serine/threonine kinase activity; ATP binding. Gene Ontology annotation, biological process: intracellular signal transduction; protein phosphorylation. NCBI's taxonomy places the organism in Eukaryota, Fungi, Ascomycota, Sordariomycetes, Hypocreales, Nectriaceae. Bases 1 to 2643 code for a protein of 880 amino acids. Gene Ontology annotation, cellular component: cytoplasm. The record is from RefSeq and is a predicted model, not a curated record.